This is a messenger RNA of Pocillopora damicornis (cauliflower coral), 1737 nucleotides long. RefSeq names its product inhibitor of growth protein 3. Gene Ontology annotation, cellular component: NuA4 histone acetyltransferase complex. Lineage: Eukaryota; Metazoa; Cnidaria; Anthozoa; Scleractinia; Pocilloporidae. The record is from RefSeq and is a predicted model, not a curated record.
UUAUAGCGUCCGUGCAAUGGACGCCAUGAUGAAAUUCAUAAGGUAGAGAUGAGGUAUUAGAAGAUUACUUGAGAACGGAAGCAAAAUGCUGUAUUUGGAGGACUAUGUUGAGUUGAUUGAGCAGCUGCCAGUCGAGCUGCGAGACAGAUUCACAGACAUGAGGGAAAUGGAUCUACAGGUUCAGAACAGAAUAGAUGACAUGGACAUCAGAGUGAAGCAGUUUUUCAUGAACUGCCGAAAAGCAAAGCCAGAAUGGAAAGAACAACAGUACAAACAAAUCAGAGAUGAGUAUCAGAAGGCUGUUGAGGAUGCUGAAGAAAAAGUUAGCAUAGCAACACAGACUUAUGAUCUGGUGGACAGACACUUGAGAAAAUUAGAUCAAGAGUUGUCCAAGUUCAAAAUGGAAUUAGAAGCAGAUAAUGCCGGUAUUACAGAGGUUUUAGAGCAAAGAUCUCUGAGACUAGAUGAACCUAUUAAUCCACCCUCUCCUGCAAGGAGUAACCACAUACAUGGAUCAUUGCAAUUAACUGGGCUUAAAAGGAAAGCUCCCGACAGUCUCUCUACUGAUUUGGUCAAUGGCGAUCACUUGUCCAUCCCAGGGAUGCAUGACUAUGCGUAUGGUUCCCUUGGAACCUACAAUCAGAUGUCGCCAUCACCAAAAUCAGUUGCUCCUCAGUCUCCUUCAUCUGCUCCAAGAUCUUACACCUUAGGUUCGGUCGGCGCAGGAUCAGCUGCAGUUGCAGUUGCUGCUGCGCAGGCAGUUACAACGACGUUGCAGAUGCAGCCUGGUAGAAGAGCUAGUGGAGCCUUGAAACCGCCUUAUGCUGCAGCCUUGGGAAGUUCUUUGAGCACUCUGUCUACCCCACCUAGUGGUUUGAAUGGUCUCCCCGCCAGUAGUUCCCUGGGAAUGCCGUUUGACCCGGCAUCCACUAACGUAAACUCUGUCAGUAUACCUGUUACUCCAAGUGACGUACAUGCCUCGAUCAGUGUGGCGCCAACAUCGACAAAACAAAAGAAAAAAAGUAAAAAUUCCACUCAAGUCACAGCAGUGGCUUCGGCGCAGGUCGCUGAACAAGAGGCAGCCGUUGCAGCGGCUGCUGUACCGGACUGGGUGUACGAUCCCAAUGAACCACGCUACUGCCUCUGUAAUCAGGUGUCAUAUGGCGAAAUGGUGGGAUGUGAUAACACUGAAUGUCCCAUUGAGUGGUUUCAUUACGGAUGUGUUGGAUUAACAGACGCUCCAAAAGGAAAAUGGUUUUGUCCUCAAUGUCAAAAUCAAAAGAAACAACAAAGAAGAGGAAAUAGACACCAGUAGUAUAAAUGAAUAAAUGCAAUUAUGGAAAAGUCGGCGGCGACGUGAGAUAGAAUGAAUAGUGUUACGUUGCUAUUCUCUGUCGCAAUGAGUGGUGUAACGAGGCCAUUAGCGUGAAGACAUGUUAGGGGCGACUUACAAUGCGAAACAGAAAAACGAACAUUUAAGGAAGAGGAGAUAAAUGAAAAAGUAGAGUCAUAAAAAUACUUUCAGUUGCUUUAAGAAUGGUGAUAUACUUGCGAUAGUUUCGGAGGUACCAAAAAGUAAAAAAACAACAAGAACUACAAGAACAAAACAGAACUUGAAGAUUUGUCUAACAGCGUACUCAAUAUUGGUUGUACAAAAUGUUUAAUUGCAUGCAUUCUGGCUGAAUAGUUCUCAAAGUCUUCAUACAGAGACGAUAAUAAAGAAAGAAAGAAAUUUUA